Molecule: messenger RNA, 2166 nt
Organism: Anastrepha obliqua
Lineage: Eukaryota; Metazoa; Arthropoda; Insecta; Diptera; Tephritidae
Product: EGFR adapter protein-like
Exons: 5
Coding region: 1-1473 (490 amino acids)
Source: RefSeq, a predicted model, not a curated record
AUGAUUAACAAUAAUUUAGAUUAUGAGCGUAAUAGCAAUACAACGCCAGAUAGUGUUGCCACCAAUACCGCAGCAGCGCAUACAACAACAGCAAUGCGGUCAACCACAGUUUCGCCAACAACGGCGAACAGCAACAAUCAGAAUAGCAACAGCAAUCAGCCGAGUGUCGACAAUGGCAGCUACUUUAAUCGCUUCGACAAUCGCAUCGCCGCCAAUUUAGCUGCUGUGCUGACGGGUUCACGCUUCCGCUCGUCGUCCACAUCAUCGAGUACGUCGUCAGCAUCAAAGACCCUACAACGGAAAAGGAAUGCGAAUAAUCUCCACAACACUCAGGGCAUCUCGAAUUCAAGUACAAAUAUGAAUACAGUUGGCAAAGCUAUUGGUAAUCACUACAACGGUAUUUCCACUUUGGGUGGAAGACAUAAUCCACCCACUCACUUGCAGCUGCACGGCUCAGUGGGGCGCAGUCGACGACCGUUGCAUUUAUUCACGCAAGCGAAUUUGAACUGCAAUGACAACGAGAAAGCCGUACAUAUACCACCCAGCUCGGACGAAGACAACUCACCCACAGAGCUGAAUAAUUGCAAGCGUUUGGCCGACAAACCGCCGUUGGUCAAACGUUUAACCAUGGGGCUGUUGCGUUCGAAUGAGGAAUCACGCCCGCUAGUGGGUGUUGACCCAACUAACACGGCACAUAACACACUGAACAACUCAAAACUGAACAGUUCGACGAGCAAUAAAAUUUACUCGAAUGGUUAUAUUAAUGAGGAAGCUUUUGAGCCGGAGAAAUUUAUUGCGAGCAAAUUUGGUGAUUCUUGUCGACAAUCAUUGACGGCUAUACCCAUGUUGGACACUGUAAAUCUGAACGACAACAGCGAAUUCAAUUUGAAGAAGCGAUAUUUACGUGAGACGAGUAGUGCGAAUUCCAGUCCCAAAAUAUUUGCUAGUCGCCUGCGCACCAAUACAGUUUCGGCGGCAAUGUGUUCCGACAACACCUCGAACUCCAUCACAAACACCACCCUUGCCACCGCAUCCGAUGCCUUGGACGAAGCCGUUGAAGCUGAUCUGAAGGAUGCCUCCUGGUUCCAGGCGGGCAUUUCACGUGACAUAGCGGUCGAAGUGCUUACUAAUAAAAGCCCUGGUGCCUUUUUGGUGCGCAAAAGCACCUCCAAGCCAGGUUGUUUCGCAUUAACGCUACGCGUGCCAUCGCCGCCAGGUCCAAAAACAGUCAACUAUAUUAUUUUGCGAACGCCGCGUGGUUACAAAAUUAAGGGCUUUCGCAAGGAGUUCUCCACGCUUCAGGCCUUAAUCACACACCAUUCCGUCAUGCCUGAAUUACUACCUGUACCGCUUGCUAUGCCACGCCCAACAAAUAUGACUUCAUCCAGAAGGAAUAUCGACGACUUCGAUACAUAUGAUUCACUACAAAUGCUGCUGAAAUACUUGCGGGCAAAAAAUUUAGAAAAUGAGUAAAAUAAAUUUAGUUGAGUUAUAGCGUACCGAAAUAAAAGUAUUUACCGGGCACAAGUGGUUCUUCAUACCUGAUAUGCUUGCACGUAAAGAAACAGCACAAACAAAGCACGGCAAACUGAAGCAGUGCAGUGAAAAGGAAACUGGAAAGGCACAAGUUGAAAAAUUGUCCUCGCUUAAGCUUUAUCUGUGGUUUAUAAAGUAUUUAGGUUUAUGGAAAAUAUAUAUUUCGGCUUGUAACCAAUUAUUUUAGCUGCGUACAAUUCCACUUAUUCCACCAACUUCACGAAAGACUUCACACAAGAUAAACAUCGAGUCACGGAAACUACCAAACUAUAUAAAUAUUUUGCAGCCACAAGUAGGCCACAAAUUUUCUAAGUGCAUAUAAUUUUUAAGCAUCCAAUUCUCAAACGCAUAUGUAUGUAUGUACGCAUGCGUGCAUGGUUGCAUAUUUGAAUGAAUGAAAUAAAGUUUAUAGAAAAAUGUGAUAUCAUUAAGAGACGCUACAGGUGACUGGCGUAGGCGAAAGGCGCGUCUGUUGCAAAACUACAUAGUUUACUUAGUAUGUAUGUAUGUAUUUAAUGUUAAAGUUGUUUUGUGUAUAACUGUUAAGAAGUGCAUGCGAACAUAAUUGUGCAUAUGUGGUAUAUAUAUACGAUUAAUUUGUCUAAGAGACCACUAAAAGUUAAAUUCAAA